Messenger RNA from Lodderomyces beijingensis, 1596 nucleotides. The record is from the annotation of a GenBank genome assembly. Lineage: Eukaryota; Fungi; Ascomycota; Pichiomycetes; Serinales; Debaryomycetaceae.
AUGUCUGAACGAAGUCUGAGCCCCUCCAGCGUCAACAACGACGUCAAGGAUGCACAACCACAGAAGAGGAUUAGAGCCUCGGGGGAAGUGCUCAACUUUCUAAUUGAAGAGUUCAUAAAGAACGCCAACCCAAGCCCCGAUAGACGCAAAUUCAUCAGCGACAAAGCCUCCAUGAGCGAAAAAGCCGUGCGCAUUUGGUUCCAGAAUAGAAGAGCCAAGCAAAGGAAAUACGAGCGGUCCAAAAGGCAGGACUUGAAUGGGUUCCAUAUUCAACAGCACCACGCUAGCACCUUUGAUCUAAUACAAAAGCCCAACGUGCCCAUUGAAGUCAAUGAAAAAUACUCGUUUAUCGACUGUUCGAGUCUAUCUGUGGGGUCCUGGCAACGGAUCAAGAGCGGCAUCCACCUGGCGCUGUUGCUCCAAGAUAAUCUAAUCAAUUUGUCCCCUUUCAACCUCAACAAUAUCAUGACUCAAGUGGACUUGUUGGUUAUACUAUCCAAAAAAAACCAGGAGUUGAACUACUUCUUCCUGGCGGUGACAAACAAGGACUCGCGGAUCUUGUUUAGAAUCUUUUAUCCACUCAGCGCCAUUUCGCUGUGCUCGCUACAUGGGAACUCAAUUGAAGACAAGAAUGGGGGUCAUGAAUUGAGGAUCAACUUGUGCCACCAGCCCAAAUUCUCGGUGUAUUUCUUUAAUGGGAUCAACCUGAGUGCCAACCAAUGGUCCAUCUGUGACGAUUUCAGCGAGGGCCAACAAGUUAGCCAAGCAUACACUGCCAAUUCAGAGUUUCCUCACUACAAUAAAAACCAAAACCAUAGCCAUUCGCCCUCGGGUGUGCCCCACGUCAUUGUUGGCUCCAAGGCGUCCUUGAGCUAUUUGAGUCUAUACAUCAACAACAUUAUCGGCGACUCUUGCAACGUGGACUUUUCGGCAAACCAAUUGGCAACAGUCGCACCUACAGACUUUAUCUCAUCAACUCAACCACCACCACCGCCACCACCAUUCAAGCAGCAUCAUCCUCAUUUAUUCGAUGUCAACGCCAGCAACUCGCAACAUCCACAGCUAGACUUUCAGGAUUUGCAAUCGCUCUGGCCAAACUCAUCAAACCCCAACUCCAACUCCAACAACAACAUCAUCACCUCAAACAUAAACACAUCACCUUUUUCCACCACUUCGUCGUCACAUCCAUUCUAUCAAAGUGAAGAUACACCACAAUCAACGCAAUCCCUCACCAACACUACCGCAGCCACUUCCAUCACCACCACCACCAACAACAACAAUGCCAAGAAUAACAACCACAUGGUCAAAUCCUCGUCGUCACCAGAAGAUAGCUUCCCCCUCCAUGAAAUGAAACACGCAUACACCCACGUGGGAUCGACUGAUUUCAUGGGUUUAGUAGAUCCAGCACUCACCACCUUUGCCACUGGCAUCAUCAACAACAACAAUAGCAACAGUAACACGGCUGAUUUCGAUUUGGGCGGGUUUGGCGUCGAUGUGAGUCUAACGGGCGGAGCAGCACAUCCUUUUGAUCUACUUCAUCAUGGCACGGCGGCGGCUACUGCGACAGCAUUGGACUUUAUUGAUUUCAACAGCUAG